This is a messenger RNA of Charadrius vociferus (killdeer), 1626 nucleotides long. Its product is annotated as solute carrier family 22 member 13-like. The record is from RefSeq and is a predicted model, not a curated record. Gene Ontology annotation, biological process: transmembrane transport. The transcript is spliced from 10 exons. Lineage: Eukaryota; Metazoa; Chordata; Aves; Charadriiformes; Charadriidae. Gene Ontology annotation, cellular component: membrane. The coding region runs from base 1 to 1626 and encodes 541 amino acids. Gene Ontology annotation, molecular function: transmembrane transporter activity.
AUGUCAGGCGUUGGGGAAAUUUUGAAAGCGGUCGAUGAUUUUGGGCCGUUUCAGAAAUGGCUGGUGCUGCUCACCUUGUUUCCCUGCCUCAGUGUGGCUUUCCACCAGUUUUGCCAACUUUUUAUGGUUCCACACGUGCCACAUCACUGCGACACCAGCUGGAUCCGUGCCACGGGCCCCAACCUGACGGAGGAAGAGCAGCUGAACCUCACCCUGCCCCGGGACGCGGAUGGGGUGUACGAGCAGUGCUCCAUGUACUCGCCGGUGGACUGGGACCUCGACUCCAUCAUGGCGCAUGGCCUGAACGCCACGGAGAAAUGCAGCAGUGGCUGGGUGUACCCCUCAGCACAACCGCCGUCCCUGCUGACCGAGUUUGACCUGGUAUGUGACAGGAAGGAGCUGAACGACAUCUCCCAGUCCAUCUACAUGCUGGGGCUGUUCCUAGGAUCCAUGAUCUUUGGGCCACUCAGUGACAGGAUCGGCCGCCGGCCAGUCAUUCUGAUCUCCGUCUUCCUCCAGGGCUUGUUUGGUGUAGGAAUUGCCUUGGUGCCCCAUUUCUAUGUGUACAUGGCUUUCAGGUGUGUCGUGGGGGCUUCAGUGUCAGGGAUCACCAUGACGAUACUGGCCUUAGCUACAGAAUGGAUUGGUGUCUCCUCGCGACCAAAGGCAGUGCUGAUUUCUCACUGCUGUUUUGCCAUCGGACAGAUGCUUUUGGCUGGCUUGAGUUAUGGCAUUCGCAACUGGAGGCUGCUGCAGAUAACGGGAUCUGCUCCUAUAUUUGCCUUUUUCUUCUCCAUUCAGGUGCUACCAGAAUCAGCUCGGUGGCUGGUGACAAAAGGCAGAAUAGAAGAAGCUAAGAAGGUCCUUCAGAAGGCAGCGUCCAUCAACAAGCGCACCAUUCCACCAGCACUCCUUGAGCAGUUGAAGCCUGAGAACCAGACCCAGUCUGGAAGUACUCUGGACCUCUUUCGUAAGAAGCACCUCCGGAAGGUGACUUUAAUCAUGUCGUGUGCCUGGUUUGUGAACAGCCUUGUCUACUACGGGCUGAGUCUGAACGUGACAAAUUUUGGUCUGGACAUCUACCUGACACAGCUUGCGUUUGGAGCAGUGGAAAUCCCAGCCCGUGUUGGUUGUAUCUUCAUGCUUCAGUGGUUUGGGAGGAAGAAAACCCAAGCUGUUCUCCUGCUGCUGAGUGGCCUGGUGUGUCUGAUCAUCACUGUCAUCCCUGAAGACCAGCCUGUGGUGACCACCAUCCUGGCCACCGUUGGCAAAUUUACUGCCUCGGCCUCCUUCUCCACCUCCUAUGUCUACUCCGCAGAGCUCUUCCCCACCGUCAUCAGGCAGACUGGCGUGGGGCUGUGCUCGAUGUCGGCGCGGGUGGCAGGGAUCAUGGCCCCACUGAUCCGCCUCCUGAGCCAGUACCACCGGGCCAUCCCCAUGGCCAUCUUCGGGAGUGCCCCUGUGGUGGUGGGGCUGCUCUGCUUCCUGCUGCCUGCUGUUCCUGUGCUGCCCCUCAGGAAGGGACAUUGGGUCUGUGAAAAUGCCAACAGCAGCCCUGAAAAUGGACACGUGAAAGGAAAAGAUGGUGGCCAAGACAAAGACUACACAAAGACCACUUACUUCUAG